AUGAUUAAUGAUAUUAUUGUCUUCCACGAAUGUCCAUACAACUACAUAUAUAUACCGUGUACAUCUUCUUUAAUACAUAAUGUAAUUUUUGAUUCAUAUCCUAUCACUACUACUACUACUACUACUACUACUACUACUACUACUACUACUACUACUACUACUACUACUACUACUACUACUACUACUACUACUACUACUACUACUACUACUACUACUACUACUACUACUACUACUACUACUACUACUACUACUACUACUACUACUACUACUACUACUACUACUACUACUACUACUACUACUACUACUACUACUACUACUACUACUACUACUACUACUACUACUACUACUACUACUACUACUACUACUACUACUACUACUACUACUACUACUACUACUACUACUACUACUACUACUACUACUACUACUACUACUACUACUACUACUACUACUACUACUACUACUACUACUACUACUACUACUACUACUACUACUACUACUACUACUACUACUACUACUACUACUACUACUACUACUACUACUACUACUACUACUACUACUACUACUACUACUACUACUACUACUACUACUACUACUACUACUACUACUACUACUACUACUACUACUACUACUACUACUACUACUACUACUACUACUACUACUACUACUACUACUACUACUACUACUACUACUACUACUACUACUACUACUACUACUACUACUACUACUACUACUACUACUACUACUACUACUACUACUACUACUACUACUACUACUACUACUACUACUACUACUACUACUACUACUACUACUACUACUACUACUACUACUACUACUACUACUACUACUACUACUACUACUACUACUACUACUACUACUACUACUACUACUACUACUACUACUACUACUACUACUACUACUACUACUACUACUACUACUACUACUACUACUACUACUACUACUACUACUACUACUACUACUACUACUACUACUACUACUACUACUACUACUACUACUACUACUACUACUACUACUACUACUACUACUACUACUACUACUACUACUACUACUACUACUACUACUACUACUACUACUACUACUACUACUACUACUACUACUACUACUACUACUACUACUACUACUACUACUACUACUACUACUACUACUACUACUACUACUACUACUACUACUACUACUACUACUACUACUACUACUACUACUACUACUACUACUACUACUACUACUACUACUACUACUACUACUACUACUACUACUACUACUACUACUACUACUACUACUACUACUACUACUACUACUACUACUACUACUACUACUACUACUACUACUACUACUACUACUACUACUACUACUACUACUACUACUACUACUACUACUACUACUACUACUACUACUACUACUACUACUACUACUACUACUACUACUACUACUACUACUACUACUACUACUACUACUACUACUACUACUACUACUACUACUACUACUACUACUACUACUACUACUACUACUACUACUACUACUACUACUACUACUACUACUACUACUACUACUACUACUACUACUACUACUACUACUACUACUACUACUACUACUACUACUACUACUACUACUACUACUACUACUACUACUACUACUACUACUACUACUACUACUACUACUACUACAACUACUACUACUACUACUACUACUACUACUACUACUACUACUACUACUACUACUACUACUACUACUACUACUACUACUACUACUACUACUACUACUACUACUACUACUACUACUACUACUACUACUACUACUACUACUACUACUACUACUACUACUACUACUACUACUACUACUACUACUACUACUACUACUACUACUACUACUACUACUACUACUACUACUACUACUACUACUACUACUACUACUACUACUACUACUACUACUACUACUACUACUACUACUACUACUACUACUACUACUACUACUACUACUACUACUACUACUACUACUACUACUACUACUACUACUACUACUACUACUACUACUACUACUACUACUACUACUACUACUACUACUACUACUACUACUACUACUACUACUACUACUACUACUACUACUACUACUACUACUACUACUACUACUACUACUACUACUACUACUACUACUACUACUACUACUACUACUACUACUACUACUACUACUACUACUACUACUACUACUACUACUACUACUACUACUACUACUACUACUACUACUACUACUACUACUACUACUACUACUACUACUACUACUACUACUACUACUACUACUACUACUACUACUACUACUACUACUACUACUACUACUACUACUACUACUACUACUACUACUACUACUACUACUACUACUACUACUACUACUACUACUACUACUACUACUACUACUACUACUACUACUACUAUUGUACUUCUAUUAAAAGUAGUAACAUUAAUACAUUACGGCUUAAUUUUUCAAUUUUAAGGCUGUGAUCUUAACUAUAUUUUCAUUGUAAAAAAGCAAAAAAUACAGAUUUGGGGCCAAUUUUUCUAUUAGCUAAUAAAUUAGAUUCAAUCAUUUAUAAUGAAUUAAUACUGAUAGUUGUACGCUACACAUAAUCUUAUAAAGUCAUAUUGACCUUUUACCUUUAAGCAAAAAAAAAAGAUAUCCAUAUUUAUUUUCAAUGAUUCAUAAACAACUGCUUCUAUACUAUUGUUAGUUUGUUAAUAAACAAACACAAAUAGAUCAAUCCUUUAUCAAAUUUACUCCUCCUCGUCCUCCUCAUCCUCCUCCUCUUCAUUUUCAUACUGGGUAGUUACAAUAUUCGAUCGAUUGUACCGCUUGUUUUUUUUUUCUUCUUUUGAGAAAACCAAAAAUUGCGCAAAAUUACAGUAUUAUACAAAAGCAUUGCAGAUUAUAAUGUGUAUACAUUCAUAUAUAUAGAUAUAUAGAUAUGUAAUAAAUAAAUGUAAUUUAUUACUACUUAUAUAUUUUUUAAGUAAAUAAAUGAUUUAUUUUGUUCAUCAAUUUAUUGAUGAUUUGUUAUUCUUCAUUACAUCUUAAAGAGGUUCUUGUUAUAGAUGAUGUUCUUAUGAGGUUGUAUUGGAUUAAUUAGUGUAGACAAUGAGAUUUAAGUGGAACUAUAUGUUGAUUCUAAUGUUGAAGUACUGGAAAUAGAUUCUAAUUGUUAUAUUCCUUGUCAGUCAGUCAUAGAGGUAUGAGGGCAGUUAUUACUUC
This is a messenger RNA of Schistosoma rodhaini, 3252 nucleotides long. Lineage: Eukaryota; Metazoa; Platyhelminthes; Trematoda; Strigeidida; Schistosomatidae. The record is from the annotation of a GenBank genome assembly.